Aethina tumida (small hive beetle) is the source of this 4488-nucleotide messenger RNA. RefSeq names its product beta-alanine-activating enzyme. NCBI's taxonomy places the organism in Eukaryota, Metazoa, Arthropoda, Insecta, Coleoptera, Nitidulidae. The transcript is spliced from 7 exons. Gene Ontology annotation, molecular function: protein binding. The record is from RefSeq and is a predicted model, not a curated record. Gene Ontology annotation, biological process: amino acid activation for nonribosomal peptide biosynthetic process. The annotation marks the transcript as partial.
AUUGGUAUAUUAGAAUGUGACAACAAACAAGUUUUAAGGCAUUUAUCAUUUGCAGAAAUUUACCAAAUUAGUGAAGCCGUUGAAAUACAGUUAAAAUUAUUUAAAAAUUAUGUUGGAAUUUUAAUGGACCACAAUGUUUAUUUGUUGCCUGUUAUUAUGAGCUUAUAUAGAAUGAAAUGCCCCUUUAUAUUUUUGAAAAAACAUCAAUUACACAGUUUAUUGCAUUUCAAUUAUUUGUUAAGUCUUGAAGAACUACACAGUACUAAAUCAUUCAAUAAGUUGAAAGUUAUUAAGAUCAAUUCAAUAAACAUAUUUCUAUGGGAAAGAAAGGAGAAAUUGACAGAAUAUGAAGAUACUGAAAAUAUAUUUUGUAUAUUACAAACUUCAGGAUCUACAGGGACAAGUAAAAUAGUUAAAGUUUUAACAAGCUGCAUAGCAGAUAAUGCAAUAAAUUUAAGUAAAAUUUUCAAAAUAUCAGAUACAGACACAAUAUUUUGGGGCACUCCAUUAACAUUUGAUCCUAAUCUUAUUGAAUUUUUAAUGGGACUAGAAAAAACUGCAACACUAGUUAUUGUACCUUACAAAUUCCGUUUAAAUCCCAAUUAUUUAUUUGAUGCACUUUUUACCAUAAGUACUAAAAUUUAUACUGGAAUUACUUUUUUACAAAUUGUCCCAUCAGUUUUUAACCGAUGGAAUCCAAACCAAAUAGAAAAAAUAUUAAAAAGCAAACUGAGAAUUUUGGCCUUUGGUGGUGAACAAUUUCCACAAAAUAUAUUGACAUACAAAAAAUCUAGUCAUAUGAAAUUGUUUAAUCUGUAUGGUAUCACAGAACUGUCCUGUUGGGCCACAGUUAAGGAAGUUAUUGAGACAUAUGGAGAUCAAAUUGGAAUUGGAGAACCCAUAGGGGACACAAUUGUGCAGGUCAGAUGUGAAGAUGGUACCAUUGUGCAAAAAGGGAAGGGUGAAAUAUUUAUUGGAAGUCGCAGUAGACACUGUCUUGUGGAUAAAGAAGGCUCUAGUCAUGUCAAAGAAGAAAAAGCAAUCAUUAAUGAAUGUGAAUCAAGAAGUAAUCACUGGGAUGUUAAUGAAGAUUCUAAUCAAGUUAAAAUUGAAUUUAGAAAAACUGGAGAUGAAGCAAUCAUCAACGAAUAUGGUACGUUUUAUAUAGGUAGAUUAGAUAAUGUUAUAAAAAGACUUGGACACAGAGUGAAUCUAGAAGACAUAGAAAGAAUUAUAGAAAAAGAAAUCAAUUUAAAAAGUAAGUGCGUAUUUAUACCAGAACCAAAAAAGAUUGCUUGUUUUAUCCAAAUAGAUAAUUUGGAAAACUCUGUAAUGAAAUAUAAAACAACUGACAAAAUAAGAGUUAAGCUUUUGAACAUAAUUCCAAAAGAAAUGUAUCCAGACUCAUUAGAACUGAUUACAAAAUUCCCAUUAAAUAAACAUGGAAAAAUUUGUAAAAAAACACUUGAAAACCUAUAUUGGUCUUGUCAAGAUGGUAACCAAGAAACAAACAGUGGUGACUUUUUUAUUAACACCUUAACUCGAUAUUUGGGUUUAGACGUUGAUUCAAUUGAAGACUGGAAGCAGUACAGUUUUUUUGAACUUGGAGGAAAUUCUAUAACAUUUAUACAAGUUUUAAAUGAGAUUCAAGAAUAUUUUGGUAAGGACUCCAAAGAACAAUUUGUCAAACUGUUGUUUGAAGAAAGUUUGCAAACCAGUAUAACAAUUGCCAGUAAUAUUAAACGUGUAGAAAAGAAAAGAAAAAUAUACGAAACUGAAAUUGCGACGAGACGAAGAAAAUCCGGACUAGCUUUGAAGAUUAGUUGGAAGUAUGAUUUACAAGCUUGUGUUGAUAGUUCACCUUUAGUUUUUAAAUUCAGAGAUGCUACAUUCAUAGCUGUAGGAAGUUUUUCAAAUAUUUUCGUAAUAUUAACUUCCUCCGGCGAAGAAUACUAUAAGGUUGUUCUUGGAGGUCACAUAGAAGCUUCCGCGACAUAUGUAGAUGAACAUGAGUCAAUACUUAUAGGAUGUUUCGAUGGUAAAAUGUAUUGCAUAGAUGUCAAACAGAAAACCAUCAAAUGGACUUGCAAAACUGAAGAUCAAGUCAAAAGUCAACCUUGUGUUUGCCUUAAAGGAAGUGCAGUUGCUUUUGGAUCUUAUGAUAAGAAUAUACGCUGUGUAUCAAUUUUGGAUGGAGCAGUUAUUUGGAAAACUUUUGCAUCUGAAGCUGUAUCAUGCAAGCCUGUAGUGAAUGAAAAGAAUGUCAUAUAUUUUACAUCUAUAUCUGGAAAUUCUUUUGGUUGCAAAGAAGACACAGGUGAAAUAAUCUGGAAAUAUAAUUUGAGAAGUCCAACUUUUGCAUCACCAACGUUGUUGGGUUCGCAGAUACUUAUUCCAACUGUAGAUGGUAUCAUUCAUUAUGUAACUGAACUAGAAGAGAAGACUGCGUUUAAAUGUGAUGGUAACAUAUUUUCUUCCCUAACAGUAUAUCAAGACAAGUUAGUUUGUUGUUGCAAUAAUGGUUAUUUGUACAUUGUCAAAUUUUGCGACGUUACGUUUGAUCUCUUAUAUAAACUAAAUUUAAGUGUUCCUUUUACCACUAAACCAACUAUAUUCAAACAUAACGAAAAUGUCUACAUUUUAACGAACAGUAAUAAUGGUCAUUUGUAUGUUAUGGAUAUGAUUGAUGGAGAAGUGUUAUGUGAAUUUUCGUUAGAAAAUGAAACAUUUUCAUCAAGUGUUUACUGUGAUAACAAUAUAUUUAUAGGAUGUAGAGAUAAUAAUUUGUAUUGUUUAGAAUUGUCACAUAACAUUGUUGAAGAUAUUUCAAAACCGUAAAAAUGUUUGUUGACAUUUAUAUUAUUGACCAUUUACAAAUUUGAGGUGCCCCUAAAUAAAUGAAAGGGUGAACUCUGAAAAUAUUGCAUCUUAACUUCUUAUUUGGGUGUUAGUAAAUAGCUCCUAAUAAUAGUUCCCAACUUGCGUAUGACCAAAUAUGCUACAACACUGAAGAUGAUCAUGUGUACAUUCGUAACGAAUAAAGUUUUUAUAAUUUAAAAUAUUGAUGAUUCAUAGUAACAUUUGAAUUAUCAAAAUUUUAUUCGAAGCGAACGUAAACAUGCCAUUUUUCGUUCAUAGUAUACUUGGCCAUGUACUAGUUUGGUACCAUUGUUAAGUUGUACUUCCUAAUACUUAAGUGAAGACGUCUAAGUGAAGUAAUUUGAAGAAACUAGAUUAAAGGAUUAAUUCAAAUACAAUUCUGAAAAUAUUUAAUUUAGUCUUUUAGAGUAUUUUCGCAUAAUUAUUUUAAGUAAUGGUUAAUGAUGCUUCAUCAAUGAUUUACUAGUUUUACUAUUUUUUGGUUACUGACUAGCAUCUCAAAGGUUUGAAGUCAUGUAAAAUCAGAAAUUAUUAAAUGUAUUAUAUAAUAUGUAUUAAAUAUUUUGAUACAAAAAUUGUGAUUUGUUCUUACAGGAAUAGCAUUAUAAGAUAAUCAAUAAAUAAUGUUAGUCUUGGACCAGAAUAUUGUAUACAUAUUAUAAUUUUAGUUUUGAUAGUGAAAUGUAUCUUUUUAAACCUUUUCGACCUACCUCUUUCAAAGACAUUACCGAAUAAGGAACCAGACAUUAAAUGUAAGUUACAGUGGAGUAUGUUAUGACUAACACUCAAUAGACUUUAUACAACAAUGUGCCGAUUUAGAGAUUUUUGAGAAGUUUUAAAAAUUCUUGUUUACCUUAUAUUUGAGAAUGGGCAUAGUUAUGAAUGCAAAUGGAGGCCGUGAAUAGCGUAUCGGGUUUUGAGACGAGCGAUACGAGUCCAUCCCCACCUUCAGCCUUUUUAUACUCCUGAUUCUUGUCUCAGUUACUAUCAAUUAAUGAUCUUUUUACUGUUGUUAGAUAUUAUGUCAGAUAUUAAAAAUGAUUUAAAAAACUAAUACUGAAAAAAAUAUUAAUGUUACCACAAAUUGGAUAAUAUUUCGGGAAGAUUUCAUAAACAAUUAAUUGUCAAAGUUAUUUUUUAACAAGUUUUUUAUCUGAUAUUUAAUAACUGAAAGCAGUAAAAAUAAUCGAUAUUAUUAGGUAAGAACUCAAGAAACAGAUGAAAGAAAAACUAAAAGUGGAAUGGACCUCAUACUACCCGUGUCAAAAUAAAAGAUACGCUACUCAGCCACCACUUGUAUUAAUAACUUUGCUUAUUCAUAAAUAUAAGAUUAACACGAAUUUUUAAAACUUUCAAAAAUUUCAAGUAGUUGUAUAAAAUGUGUUUGGGAGUCAUGAUAGAGAGAAGUACUCCUCUCUAACAUACAUCACAAAUCCCAUAUUUGGUAGUCUUAUAUAAAAAAUGGUGAGUCGGGAAGAACGCCUACAGUACAUUAAACAUGUUAAUAUUUGUUUUCUAGUUUAGCGAAAUAAUAAAAGAAUGGGGCGUAAUCUAUUGAUCUGUAUUUUUACAAUAUUUCCUUAUAUUAUAUACUUCUGUAACAUCAAU